AUGAUGGAAACACCCCCCGCCGGUCCCACCAUCGCCAUCCUGGGCGCGGGCAUCGGCGGCCUCGCUCUCGCCAUCGGCCUCAUCAAGCGCGGCGUGCCCGUGACGAUCUACGAGGCGGCCGACGCCUUCUCUGCGCUGGGUGCGGGCAUCGGGUUUGGCCCCAACACGCUGAGGGCCAUCAGCCUCAUCGACGCGCGCUUCCGCGAGCGGUACGACGGCGCCGCGACGCAGAACGAGCGGCCAGAGUUCGAGCACAGCAUCUUCGACGCCCUCUACGCCGAAGACGGCUUCGGCGAGAAGAGAGGCUGGACCCGCGGCCUGGUCGGCGCCCCCUACUUCACCAGGAGCAGCGCGCACCGGAAGCAUCUGCUCGAGAUCAUGACGGGCUUCAUCCCGCCGGGCACCGUCGCGUUUGGCAGGCGUGCCGUCGCCGUCGAGCAGGCGGGCGGCAAGGUUGUCGUCGCGUUCGAGGAUGGGGGAAGCGUGGCUGCUGACGCCGUUGUUGGCUGCGACGGGGUAAAGGGCAUCAUGCGACAGGCGGUGCUCGGCGACGUUGCACCUGAGGAGGUUCCCCCCAAGUAUUGCGGCAUGUACGUCUACCGAGGCAUCGUUCCAAUGGACGCGGCCAGGGAGAUUCUGGGAAAACACGCGGGGGACGCGAAGUGGUUCUGCGCCCAAGGAAAAGGCCUCGUCCUCUACCCCAUCUCCAAAGGCAGGGAGGAGAACUUCGUCUUCUUCGUCAAAGACGACGAGCCGUGGACCCAAGGGGACUCUGCGAUACCUUGCAGCAACAAGGAGAUGGUGGCCGACUUGGCUGAUUUCGACCAGCGGCUUCAGAAGCUUCUGGACUGGGCGAUGCCGCUCCGGUGGCCGCUUUGGCAUCAUCCCGACACCCCCACUUACUACAAAGGGCGCAUGUGCUUGCUUGGUGACGUUGCGCACGCCAUGAGUCCGCAUCAGGCUGCCGGCGCCGGCCAAGCGUUGGAGGAUGCUGUCGUCCUCGCCCAUUUGUUGGCUUUGGUGAAGACACCAGAGCAACUGGAGCCGGCUUUCCGGGUGUACGACGCGAUUCGGCGGCCACGAGCGCAGAAGGUCGUGACGACAAGCCUUACAUCCGGCAUGGUCAAGCUCUGGCUUGACCCUGACUUGGGCAGCGACAUGGAGAAGAUUGUGGAAAACGGCAAUCAGAGUUUGCAUUGGAUAUGGCAACACGAUAUCUCGGCAGACCUCGAGCAAGCAGAACGCGACUUCUACAGGCUGGAAUCCUUGGAGGAAACGGGUCAAGGCUGCACAAACAAUCUAGGCGAAGGAGCCUGA
Messenger RNA from Diplodia corticola, 1317 nucleotides. RefSeq names its product salicylate hydroxylase. Lineage: Eukaryota; Fungi; Ascomycota; Dothideomycetes; Botryosphaeriales; Botryosphaeriaceae. The transcript has a single exon. The coding region runs from base 1 to 1317 and encodes 438 amino acids. Gene Ontology annotation, biological process: secondary metabolite biosynthetic process. The record is from RefSeq and is a predicted model, not a curated record. Gene Ontology annotation, molecular function: FAD binding.